Messenger RNA from Eurypyga helias (sunbittern), 532 nucleotides. RefSeq names its product solute carrier family 22 member 13-like. Gene Ontology annotation, biological process: transmembrane transport. The annotation marks the transcript as partial. The transcript has 3 exons. Gene Ontology annotation, cellular component: membrane. The record is from RefSeq and is a predicted model, not a curated record. NCBI's taxonomy places the organism in Eukaryota, Metazoa, Chordata, Aves, Eurypygiformes, Eurypygidae. Gene Ontology annotation, molecular function: transmembrane transporter activity.
GUUUGCAGACAGCCUUGUCUACUAUGGUCUGAGCCUUAACGUGACAAAUUUUGGUCUGGACAUCUACCUGACGCAGCUUGCCUUUGGGGCAGUGGAGUUGCCGGCUCGAUUUUGCUGCAUUUUCAUUCUGCAGUGGUUCGGCAGGAAGAAAACCCAGUCUGUCCUCCUGCUGCUGUCCGGCCUGAUGUGUCUCGUCAUCACUGGCAUCCCUGAAGACCAGCCCGUGGCGACCACCGUCCUGGCCAUCAUUGGCAAGUUUACAGCCUCAGCCUCCUUCUCCACCUCCUACGUCUACUCUGCGGAGCUCUUCCCCACGGUUGUCAGGCAGACCGGCGUGGGGCUGUGCUCGAUGUCAGCGCGGGUGGCAGGGAUCAUGGCCCCGUUGAUCCGCCUCUUGGGCCAGUACCACCGGGCCAUCCCGAUGGCCAUCUUCGGGAGUGCCCCCGUGGUGGGGGGGCUGCUCUGCGUCCUGCUGCCCGAGACCCGCGGCACCGACCUGGCGGAUGACACAGAGGCAGCGGCCCCCAGCUGA